CCGUGUGUGUGUGCGAAACGAGUCAACGCGGCACCUGCUCUCGUCUGCUCUGCUGAUUCGGCUCCGUGGGCUGCCGGUGUGGAGUGUAGAGCGCCUGCAUUGAAUGUUGGUAUCCGUGUCUUGGGUUGAUAGCCGACUGCCAAGUCAGCACCCUGGUUGAUCAUCGGCUGCUCCCCUCCCUUGCCUGACCCCAACCCCAACCUUUCAAGGCUUGAUGGUGGUGGCAACCAGGGUCGAUCCUCUUCAGAAUGACCGAAACAGUCGCUGCCUCGUCCUCUUUCUCCCGUGUUGCUCGCCGUCUUGAUCCUCCUAGUGACGAGGAGCUUGAGCCCACCCCCUGCGUCAACUGCGAUUGUCUGUUGGCAUCGGACCCACGCGCCCGAGCCCCCAGCCCCACCGCCUCCGCGGCCAGCCAGACCUCUCGUGCCGACGGCAGCAUGUUUGGCGCCCUUGUACAAUGGAUUUCUGGCUCCAAAUCCCGGCGCGCCACCCUCUCCGAUGAGAGCAGCUCAAAAGCGCUCAAGGCAAAGAACGCUCGUCGACCCUCCGCAAGCCUCGAGUCCUCGGCCGAUAACUUUGAAUGUCAGGACGACCUUUGCUCCCGUGCUCGUGCCCGUCAUCGGCAUUCCUCCAUUGUUCAACUCGACCCAGACGGUCUUGGUCUCAUCGUUGAGGACCACUCGGGCCCGCCAAAACCCGCCCCCGGCUGCGAUGCGUGCCCGCACUGCGACGAUACCUGUCGCGACAAGACUUGUGGGGCCUGUAUCGCCAAGCGCCAAGCCAUUUUGGACCGCCUGGCUUCGCGCUCCCGAGGCUGUAACAAGCGCGUCUUUACCCUUUGCCAAGUUCGACGUCACAACACAAUCCUACGCAAGGCUGGCACAGACGCCACACGUGAUUACAACUUUCACAGCUCAAAGGCGCAAAGCAAGCUCUGGAAGCGCUUUGCCAUUGGCGUGCUGGCAAAACCUUUCACCAUGUCGAAGCGUGGAGCUGGAGGUGGCCGUGUCCACAAGUUUCGCAUCAGCCUCGGUCUGCCCGUGGCUGCUGUCAUGAACUGUGCCGACAACACCGGUGCCAAGAACCUCUACGUGGUGGCCGUCAACGGCUGGGGUGCUCGCCUCAACCGCAUGCCCGCGGCGUGCAUUGGUGACAUGUUCGUCGCCACUGUCAAGAAGGGCAAGCCCGAGCUCCGCAAGAAGGUCAUGCCUGCCGUGGUUAUCCGCCAGCGCAAGCAGUUCCGACGAAAAGACGGUGGCAUCCUCUACUUUGAGGACAAUGCCGGUGUCAUUGUCAACGUCAAGGGUGAGAUGAAGGGCUCUGCUAUCAACGGCCCCGUCGCCAAGGAGGCCGCCGAUGCCUGGCCUCGUAUUGCCAGCGCCGCUCCCUCGAUUGCUUAAACAAAUUGACGCGGUGAAGUUUUACCCCCUUUUUUCCCUUUCGCAUUUCGGACCAAUUCAUUGUGAGCUUGG
Messenger RNA from Monosiga brevicollis MX1, 1472 nucleotides. RefSeq lists its product as uncharacterized. Gene Ontology annotation, cellular component: cytosolic large ribosomal subunit; ribosome. Gene Ontology annotation, biological process: translation. Gene Ontology annotation, molecular function: structural constituent of ribosome; large ribosomal subunit rRNA binding. The transcript has 5 exons. The coding region runs from base 249 to 1400 and encodes 383 amino acids. NCBI's taxonomy places the organism in Eukaryota, Choanoflagellata, Craspedida, Salpingoecidae. The record is from RefSeq and is a predicted model, not a curated record.